Lizanozyma spartinae is the source of this 942-nucleotide messenger RNA. RefSeq lists its product as uncharacterized. The record is from RefSeq and is a predicted model, not a curated record. Lineage: Eukaryota; Fungi; Ascomycota; Pichiomycetes; Serinales; Debaryomycetaceae. Bases 1 to 942 code for a protein of 313 amino acids. The transcript has a single exon. Gene Ontology annotation, cellular component: nucleus; cyclin/CDK positive transcription elongation factor complex. Gene Ontology annotation, biological process: regulation of transcription by RNA polymerase II; positive regulation of DNA-templated transcription, elongation. Gene Ontology annotation, molecular function: cyclin-dependent protein serine/threonine kinase activator activity.
AUGCUAUACUACCAAAGGUGGUAUCUACUCAAUGAGUUUGAUGAUGAUUGGCAAGAGGGUACCAAUGACAUUAAUGAUAAGAAGUUUGAUCCAUACACAGUUGCCAUGGCGUCGCUCUUUUUAGCGAGCAAAAAUGAAGAUUGUAUAAAGAAGCUUAGUGACAUUCAGGCAGUGGGGAAUAAACUCCGAGAUUUGGAUACCGGCGAUAAGGAACAGUUUAUUUUAUUCCAACGGAAAUGUAUUUUAAACAUUGAAUUCAAAAUGCUCCAAGUGAUCAAAUUCAAUUUCAUGAGUGAUACCAUGGUUCCAUCAAUAGAUUCUUUGGUGGUUAUAUUUGCUAAAAAGUUGGGAAUUGGGUAUAAGAAUACCAUGUUUUCAUGGCUAGUGACAUUUGAUAUUAUGUCUACUCUACUUGGAAUAAUGAUUCCACCUCAUUGCAUUGCUCUUGCUAUUGUCAUAAUUACGUUAAACUUCAAACCCAAACAGCUAUCAGUGAAUCCACUUAUUAACGUCACCAAGAAUACAGAUGAUGCAGCAGAUAUUCUUUCAGAUGACAAAUUGAAUGCUAUAUUAGAAUCCAUUGAUUGCAUGCAAGACUUCAAAGCCCCUGAAUCGCUUGUAAAUGAAGCCAUCAUCUACGUAUUAAACUAUUACAUUCAUCAGAUGAAAUACUCCAUUCUUAAUGAGUAUAUACCCAGAAUUGACGAGGAAUCAGGGAAGGAACAGAUUUUCAAGUUUAUGGAUCUUAAGUCUAAGUUUAAUGAUCUACAAGUAUUAGACACUUGGGUUUCUUCGCAUCAAAAGGUUUUGAAUGAAGAUGGCUAUUUGAAGACAUGGGAUUAUUCCACCGCCCAGAAGGGUUCGGUUAGAUUCUUGCAAAGUAAUAAAAGAAGAAGGUUUGCAUUGGAAUUGAAAGUACCUGGGAAACCAGAAAAUGUAUAG